Dreissena polymorpha is the source of this 390-nucleotide messenger RNA. RefSeq lists its product as uncharacterized. NCBI's taxonomy places the organism in Eukaryota, Metazoa, Mollusca, Bivalvia, Myida, Dreissenidae. The transcript has a single exon. Bases 1 to 390 code for a protein of 129 amino acids. The record is from RefSeq and is a predicted model, not a curated record.
AUGCCCGUACCGAAAAAAGGGCAAUCUCAAGUUGUGCAAGAAUACCGCACUAUCAGCCUCACCAGUCAUCACAGCGAAGUCAUGCUACGCAUCAUCCUUAAUCGAUUGAAAAGUAAGGCCAAGAAACUGCUGGCCGAAGAGCGGGUUGUAAUCAGAGCUGGGCGGAGCACAGUGGAACAAAUCAUCAACCGCAGAAACAUCAUCGAAAAACACUUGCAACACCCGCGUGAGCUCUUCCACAACUUCCUUGACUUAAAGAAAGAGAUCUAUCGCGACUGGCAUUAUGGCCUAUGGCAUGUUCUGAGAGGAUUCAACAUUGACGAAGGACUUGUGAUAGUCAUUCAGGAACUCUACGGAAACGCAAGCAGCGCAGCACUUCUCAGAGGAUAG